CGUGGUCGUUGCUUUCUCCCAUAAAUAUCAAUUCAAACAAGUUGGUGGCAAUAAUCGAAGAGGGCUUCAACCGCGGAAGCGUUGGAAGCGCUCGUGAGCCCCUUUGGAUGGAAGUAUGAACCAAGAGCCCUGCUCAUACGCCCUAACGCAGAUCAGUUACCUGGUUUCGAACUUGAACAAGAAGAACUUUGCCACGAACAGUCGUCAACUAGCACAGUUUGUGAAAGAUUUUGGAUUAGAAGCUGAUCGCCAUUUGCUGCGUUGUCUAUUGUCUGCGGUAGAUUUUUCCAGUAGUUCGGCUGGAGGAACCGGAGGAGACGCUACCACCCCGGGACAUUCCAGGAGCAAUAGCAAUAGUAGCAGCACCACCACCAGUACUAGCAACAAUAACAACAACAACAAUAACCAAAGUAGCGGUCCAUUGUCACUGCAAGCCCGUUUGCUGUCGACGGAAUUGGUCGGAUUGCUGACCAAACCGCAGCUGGUCGGGAACGUUUGCUUCGCGGUGGACAAUCCGCUACCGCAUCAAAGGACUUUGACCCCGUCGAUCAGUCUUGUAACUCGCAUCGUAAAGACUCUUAACUGUUCGCCGAUCCAGCAAGCCGCUCUUGCCCUUGCCCUUGUCCAUUCGUGCCAUCCGGAGAUUGUACGGAGUGCGGAAGAUAACGCUCGUAGCUGCAUUGCCGAUCUUAUUCAAUCCUAUAUUGACCUAGAAUCAUCCGUAUCAAGUCAGGACGGCAGUCUCAACGACGUCUCUCCGGAACUGUUACAGCACAUCCUAUCGUUGAUAUCCCACGAGAAACACCAGGACUUUGGCCUAUCGGACGCAACUUACGGAAAGUUUGUACAGCAGCUGUGUCGGGACUUCCCUCGGGAUCGUGUACCGUUGAUCCUUGCUCCGCUGCUGUACCCAGAAAACUCAGAACUUUCAGCCGAAUCGGUGAAGGCCAAUUCGCAGUCGUUGCUCCGUUCAUCGAUUAUGGAUACAGCCUGGGGUAGUCUGGUGAUGGAAAUCGGGUACGGUUUCACGGCCUCGGUUGACGAUUGCAAGAAUCAUCUGCUGAAGGUCGGUGGUCGGGAGAUUUCCGCUCAGGAUGUAUCAAAGAUCAUAUCGUCGAUGUGUCUAACUCAUGCGUCGCUUUCGGAGAGCAGUAUCAAUUUGCCGACCCCGAGCAGCUUCUGGCCGCAGGGCAGCGAUCCUGGAGGGAAAGGGAAGGACGGCCAGAAUGGAGGUUCAAGCUCGGAGAACAGCACCUGGAAACCGGAGAUUUUCGUGCAGGCCUUGAAGGAUGUGGUUCCAAAUUUGAACUGGAAGGAUGUCUGCCUGGGGUUGGAUCAUUCGGAUUUCUUGAUCAAAGACCGACCAGGUUUGGCACUGCUAUUGUCUAUCGUCAAAAUGGGAAUGCAGGCCAGCGGCUUGGGACAGAACUUCCCCGUCGAAUGCGUCUACCAGCGAUGGACGAAUGUAGAAGGACAACUGUCGUUGAUAACGAUGAUUUUGAAGAGCCCCGAUCUGUACUCGUUUGCGGAUCACAUCUAUACGAGUGUUUCGGUUGAUUUGCUGAAGACACCACCGGAAACGGACAACAAGGAAGUGGCCUCAUGGUUGUCGCUCCAUCUGGUGGACGUUUUGCUGUACGUUGCCGAUAAUGGGUUCUACGCUCAGGCGAUGGAAAUCUUCAAAAUCCCGAUCCAGCUUUGCCCGGAUAUUCUGUUCAUGGCGCUGCUGCAGAUCAAUCCACCGGUGACCGUUUCCCGUCAGGACUUGUUCACCACGUUGAUCCCAAUUUUCCUCGGCAAUCAUCCGAAUUCGGGUACGAUUCUGCACCACGCGUGGAAUAAUACCAGCUUCAAUCCUUCGUUGAGGCACAUCAUUCUGCAUUCGAUGAGCGAGUGGUACCUUCGUGGAGAGAACGAUCAAUCUCGCCUGUCGCGGAUCCUGGACGUGGCUCAAGACUUGAAAGCCCUAUCGAAUCUCUUGAACGUGCGAUCGUUCAUAUUCAUCAUCGAUUUGGCUUGUCUGGCGUCGCGGCGGGAGUAUCUGAAGCUGGAGAAGUGGCUAGCGGACAAGAUCCGCGAACAUGGGGAGCCGUUCGUCAAGACGAUCAUCAAGUUUCUGCAGCGUCGUUUUCCGCAAAUUAUGAUGGGAAAGUUUGCCGACGAACAGAUUCCGAAAUCGGCCCAGCUACCUCCAGAGACGUUGAGCACCAUCCUAUCCUGUUUGCAGGCGUGCGUCGGAAAUGUAAGCCAAGAGGUGGCUGAAAUCAUUAUGAGUAUGACCCAGUACAACCUGAUGUUGACCAGUAAGACCCGAGCUCAGCAGGCACCGCAGCAACAACAGCCUCCUCCACCGGGAGUAGUUCGGCCGCAUCGUGUCCUAGAAGCUUCUUUCAGUGCUUCUGCUCUUGGAGGACAGAUCUUCCCCGGACCAUCGGUUGAAUCGUUGUCCGGUUUAGCAAGCAACAUGGCCGGAUUAAACCUGGGUGCUCCAGGUAAUAGUGCUUUCAGUUUUGGAAGCGCCCUUGGUAAUCUGGUGUCAACGCCAGCCUCACCAUCCAGACUUCUUGCCGGGCCUUCGAACAGCCCCUUCCCGUUGAUGUCGAUGCCGCCAAGCGCACCUGUGGGAAACAUUGGACGCUUACCGCAAACUCCCACCGGUGAUAAACUGACCAUACCGAAUGCAGGACAGACAAACUUCGCCGAAAUCGGAUGCCAAGCCGUCUCGAAGGAAGUGGAAGAUGAAGCCAACAGCUACUUCCAGCGGAUCUACAAUCAUCCACCCCACAACACGUUGUCCAUCGACGAGGUACUGGACAUGCUGCAGCGUUUCAAGGAUUCUCCGAUCCGUCGGGAGUGCGACGUUUAUCAGUGCAUGCUACGUAAUCUGUUCGAAGAGUACAAAUUCUUCCCCCAGUAUCCGGACAAAGAACUUCAGAUCACUGCUCAGCUCUUCGGUGGAAUGGUUGAACGGAAUCUGGUCACCACGUACGUCGCACUCGGAUUAGCGCUCCGUUGCGUCCUAGAUGCCCUCAAGAAACCGGACGGAUCGAAAAUGUAUUACUUUGGUAUCACUGCCCUGGAUCGCUUCAAGAACAAGCUCCAUCUCUAUCCAAAGUACUGCGAGUACGUCCAUUCGAUACCCCAUUUCGAUCAGUUCCCACCUCAUCUGAUAGAGUACAUCGAGUACGGUGCUCAAGGACAAGAACCCCCGAAUAAGACUCUCGGACCGGGACCACUGCCAUCGUCUAUUACGCAACUCCUUCCGGGACCGUCCGGAGUAGGUGGUGGCAACCCACUGUACCGUAGCAGUACCGCAACGGGAACCAGCAACCUCACUUCGGCUGCACCUCCCGCAGCUGCCAAGGUCAAUCUGGGUUCCCAACUCGGUGGUGGCACAACGGGUCAACCCGCACGAGUCAAAUCCAUCGCCAACGCUACCAACAUUGACACUCUUCUGGUGGCAACCCAAGAUGGUGAGGAAAAAAUCAUCAACCCACCGGAUGCCGUGCAGGAUAAAACGGCCUUCAUCUUCAACAAUCUCAGCCAGUUGAACCUACAGCAAAAGUGCGAAGAGAUCAAGGAUAUCCUCCAGAAAGAUUAUCACGGCUGGUUGUCUCAGUAUCUGGUACUGAAGCGAGCUUCAAUCGAAGUAAACUUCCACGUUCUCUACUCGAACUUUUUGGAUGCCCUGAAGAUUCAGGAGGUCAACAAACUGGUCACGAAGGAAACUUUCCGCAACAUUAAGGUGCUGCUUCGAUCGGACAAAGGAAUUGCCAACUUUUCCGAUAGAAGCCUACUGAAGAACCUCGGUCAUUGGCUGGGAAUGAUGACCUUGGGCCGGAACAGACCUAUCCUACACUUGGACAUUGACAUCAAAUCGCUACUGGUGGAAGCAUACAACAAGGGUCAGCAAGAAUUGUUAUACGUGGUUCCUUUCGUUGCGAAGGUCCUGGAAUCAUGCGCCAAGAGCAAGGUGUUCAAACCUCCUAAUCCCUGGACGAUGGCUAUCAUGAACAUCCUGGCGGAGUUGCAUCAAGAACCGGAUCUGAAACUGAACCUCAAGUUUGAGAUCGAAGUUCUCUGCAAGAAUUUGAACAUUGACGUGGCGGAUUUGAAACCUGCCAUCUACCUAAAAGAUCCGGAACGUGCCCAAAACAUCGAAUAUCAGCUGUCUCAGCCAAAACCAGCUAAGGAACCCAUGCAACCCAUGCCGGUCAUGCAGGUAGCCGAAGAAGUCGCUUCUGCUGGACCAUCCGGAUCGCCGGCCACCCCCGCUAUGGAUCCAUCGCUUGCCGUCACCGGUCCACCCGAGCCACGCUUCCACUACUCCGAUAUCAACAUUUCAAACUUUUCCUGCAUUAACCAACACGUCACGUACUCUCCCAACAUUGCCCUUCUGCACACUCACCCACACCUAAAGCAGAUCAUCAAGACGGCCCUGGAACGCACCAUCACCGAUUGGAUUACUCCGGUGGUCGAACGAAGUGUCAAGAUCGCUUCCAAAACGUGCGAACAAAUCAUCCGAAAGGACUUUGCCUUGGAUCCGGACGAGCAGCGGAUGCGUACCGCAUCACACAAUCUUGCUCGUAACCUUGCAGCUGGCAUGGCCAUGAUAACCUGUCGCGAUCAACUGAUGCAGAACAUCCAGAACAAUAUCAAGACGGCGUUCAUGACCACGCUCAGUCCGGCACAGAAGGACGUCGCGGAAGCGGCUGCAAGUCAGCUGGCAGCGGAUAACAUGGAAUUGGUAUCGGCCUUCAUUCAGAAGACCGCCAUCGAGAAGGUCGUCCCCGAGAUGGAUAAACUGCUGGCCACGGACAACGAGUUGCGCAAGAUCGCCCGUCAGGAAGGUCGUCGCUACUGCGAUGCCAGCGUGCUGACCUACCAGGCCGAACGGAUGCCGGAGAGGAUUCGGUUGAGCGUCGGAGGCGUUUCGCCUAGCCAGUUGGCAGUGUAUGAAGAGUUUGCUCGGAACAUCCCCGGAUUUCAACCGAUCACCGACCGGGAUAAUGCGCUGUUUGCUCCGAAAUUGCCGGAAGCGAUCCCAGCGGUUCCUCAGUUCCCUGCUCCGGCGGCUGUCACUCCGGACGAGAUAGGCGUGCUGUACGAUGAAUUGGCCAGCAAGAUGGAAGCAUUCAUCAGCAGUGCGGUAAAUGUGCCUCAGUUGCAUGUCCACGUUAACAACAUGCAUACGCUGCUGGAAUGUCUCAUCAUCGCUCGACGUUCGCGGGAAAACGUUCCCGCUUGCAAUCUACUUAACAAAGCCGUCGAAGGCAUCAUGGAAGGUCUGAUGAACAUCCCGGAUCACAUCGAUCAGAUCAAACUGUACCGUGACAUUCACCUGCGGGUGAUGCGUCUGCUGCAGGAUCAACGCGCCUUCGGGCCGGUAUGUACCAACAAAGCGAUCACUCGGUACAUGUUGGAGUGCCGGGAGGAGAUCCGGUACAAUGUCGAAGCAGUUGAUCUGUUGAUUUCGUCCAACUUUGUUAACAUGCCGCAGUACGAUAUGAUGCUGAUGCAGCUGAUGGACAACGGUAACAAUUACGUGGCCGUUGUGUUCGCAAUGCAACUGGUGCAGACCUACUUCAUCGACGAGCGCCCCAAUACGGUGAUUACCGAUAAUGAUCUGUUGAAUACAAUCGAACUGCUGGCGAGACUGUCGGCGCAUCCCCGAGCUCCGGAAGGUUUGGCUCAUCUGAUGGAAAUGCUUCGUUCGAACCAUGAUCCCAACACGUUCCUGGUAGAUCGUGCCCAUGCUGGACCGACGUCAUACAUCCAUUCCGGCAUCAUACAAGCUAGGGCCACCGACAUCGAAGAUCCGCCGGGCUUUGCCGAACGGGCAGAGUAUUUGCUGAAGGAUUGGAUUACGAUCUUUCAUACCCAGGCUGCUGGACGGGAUCCGAUCAAGGCAUUUAGCGUCUUUGUCAACAAGAUGAACGUGUACGGAAUCCUGAAGGGAGAUGAACCGCUGACCAGAUUCUUCCGUCAUGCUACGCAGUGCUGCAUCGAUCUGACGUAUCGCAACAUGAACGAUCCGAAGACGAAGAUCUUUCAGUGGAUCGAUGCGUACGUUCGGUUGAUUGCGCUGUUGGUCAAACACUCGGGUGAAAGUGGAAACUCCAGCACCAAGCUGAAUCUGCUAAACAAGGUUCUUGGCAUCGUGGUUGGCAUUCUGAUGCAGGAUCAGGAAGUGCACGGCACCGCCUUCCAGCAGAUGGGUUACCAUCGGAUUUUCAUUAUGCUGUUCCUGGAGCUGAGCGCGCAUGAUCCCGUGCUGGAAAAUAUCAGCCUCAGUGUGAUCACUGCCUUUUGUCACACGUACCAUAUCCUGCGGCCUUCGCUUGCUCCGGGAUUCUGCUAUUCUUGGUUGGAGCUCAUUUCGCAUCGUGUCUUCAUCGGUCGCAUUCUGGCUUCGAUUCCCCAGCAGAAGGGAUGGUCCAUGUAUUCGCAGCUGUUGAUCCAUCUGUUCAAGUACCUUGCGCCGUUCCUGCGUAAUGCCGAAUUGGCCAAGCCGGUUCAGCACCUGUACAAGGGAACGCUCCGUGUGCUGUUGGUUUUGUUGCAUGAUUUCCCGGAGUUCUUGUGCGACUACCACUUCGGGUUCUGCGAUGUGAUCCCACCGAACUGCAUUCAGAUGAGGAAUCUUAUACUUUCGGCGUAUCCGAGAAAUAUGCGCCUGCCCGAUCCGUUCACACCGAAUCUGAAGGUCGACAUGUUAACCGACAUCGGCGGCUCGCCACGCAUCUUCACCAACUAUGCCGCGGCAAUCACUCCGAGCAGCUUCAAAAAAGAUCUAGACUCAUAUCUGAAGGCCCGUUCGCCGGUAACGUUCCUCUCGGAACUGCGUAGCAAUUUGCAAAUCUCGAACGAACCCGGUUCCCGGUACAACAUCCCGCUGAUGAAUGCCCUGGUGCUGUACGUUGGUACCCAGGCAAUCGCUCAUAUUCGAUCGAAAAAUCUGGGUCCCACGAUGGCCACCAUCGUACACAGUGCCCAUAUGGAUAUCUUCCAGAAUCUGGCGGUAGAUCUGGACAACGAGGGUCGAUAUCUGUUCCUGAACGCGAUUGCCAACCAGCUGCGGUAUCCGAACAGUCACACGCACUACUUUAGCUGUGCGAUCCUUUAUCUGUUCGUGGAAGCCAACUCGGAGGCGAUACAGGAGCAAAUCACUCGCGUUCUACUGGAACGAUUGAUUGUGAACCGCCCGCAUCCGUGGGGACUGCUGAUCACCUUCAUCGAGUUAAUCAAGAAUCCAGCGUACAAAUUCUGGGACCAUGAUUUCGUUCACUGUGCACCGGAAAUUGAGAAAUUAUUCGAGUCGGUAGCCAACUCGUGCAUGGUGGUCAAAUCCAAGAGUCAACCGCAGAUGCCAAACGUGGAGUCGGAAAUAGCGGAGUGCAACUAGAG
Molecule: messenger RNA, 7407 nt
Organism: Ochlerotatus camptorhynchus
Lineage: Eukaryota; Metazoa; Arthropoda; Insecta; Diptera; Culicidae
Gene: Not1
Product: CCR4-NOT transcription complex subunit 1
Exons: 11
Coding region: 116-7405 (2429 amino acids)
Biological process (GO): negative regulation of translation; nuclear-transcribed mRNA catabolic process, deadenylation-dependent decay
Cellular component (GO): CCR4-NOT core complex; P-body
Molecular function (GO): molecular adaptor activity
Source: RefSeq, a predicted model, not a curated record